Molecule: messenger RNA, 1069 nt
Organism: Erythranthe guttata (spotted monkey flower)
Lineage: Eukaryota; Viridiplantae; Streptophyta; Magnoliopsida; Lamiales; Phrymaceae
Product: PLASMODESMATA CALLOSE-BINDING PROTEIN 3
Source: RefSeq, a predicted model, not a curated record
UACCAAUUACUUUUGCUCUCUCUCUCUCUUAAAAAACACUCUCUCACUAAAACACACUCCCCACUCACAUUCACUUCUCACUCUUCUAAUCUGCUGCUGCUGUAGCUUUAUCAUUUCUCUUCACCAUUUUCUUUCUCCUUCUUCUUCUUCUUGAUCCCAUUAAUUAGUACGUGUUUACCUCUCUUCUAAUGGCGGCUGGCUUGGUUUUCACGGUGCUCCUUUUAGCCAUGGCUGGUCACUCCAGUGCCACAUGGUGCAUUUGCAGAGAUGGACAGAGUGAUGCAACCUUGCAAAAGACUCUGGACUACGCAUGUGGAGCCGGGGCGGAUUGCAACCCGACCCAUCAAAGCGGACCCUGUUACAACCCGAAUACCGUUCGGGCUCACUGCAGCUACGCCGUCAACAGUUAUUUCCAGAAGAAUCGCCAAGUUGCCACCGCCUGUGAUUUUUCCGGCACCGCCACCGUUGUUACUUCUGACCCUAGCGUAGGUGGUUGUGCAUAUCCUGCUACUGCAAGUACCACCACGACACCGGUCUCCGGCAUGCCCACAACCACCGUGAACGGCGGCUCCCCGCUCGUGACAACCCCGUCCUCCGGCGGAGUGUUGGGUGGGUCGAACAACGGGCUAGGCCCGUCCGGAAUCAAUACGGAUAUAAGCCACGGGUGGUCCCCGCUACCGAUGAAUAUCAUCGUCGCCUUCUCCUUUGUAGUUGUCGCAUUUUCGGCACUUGUUUUAUGGUGAGAUUGGGAAAAAUUCAAGAUCCAUAUAAAUUGGUGAUGAUGAAGAAGAAGAAAUUAUGGGGUUUGAGAGAACUUUUUUGGUUAAUUAUUCUUGCCCCCCUCUCUCAAUAGUGGAAUCAUGAAUGAUGGUACUAUUAUGUAUUCUUUUUUAAAUUUGUAGUGUAGUGGCUUGGCUGUUUGUUUUGCCUCUGUGGGGGUCUGUCUUUAGGACCAUGUGCCCUCUUGCAACUUGGCUUCUCUAUUAUUACCACUACUUUCUUUGUAAUUUUGUGUUGGUACCUUCUGCAAUUUAAUUUGUGGGACUCUUCAAAUUCAUGAUUUUUUUAA